CUUCGCAGACACCUUGAACAUUUCUGAGCCUGAUCGAUGCAUUGACCAUCUCAUGGCAGCUUUCAACUUCACCCCUUCUGACCCUUCAACAUUCAUCCUAAUUGGCAUCCCUGGCCUGGAAGCUGCCCAUGUCCUGAUUUCCAUCCCUUUGUCUAUGUUCUACAUUAUUGGACUGUUGGGAAAUUUCAUGGUUUUGUUUGUUGUACUCAAAGAGCAGACCCUGCACAAGCCGAUGUACCUGCUGCUCUCCCUGCUGGCCGUCACUGAAAUCAGCACAUCUACCUCCAUCGUGCCAAAGGCACUGUGUAUAUUUUGGUUCAAUUUGAAAGGCAUUACUGUGGGUGGCUGCCUCACCCAGAUGUUCUUUCUUCAUGCAGGUUCUAUGAUGCACUCAGCUGUCCUCAUGACAAUGGCGUUGGAUCGCUAUGUUGCCAUAUGUAACCCUCUGAGAUACGCCACCAUCCUCACCAACGCACGAAUAGCUAAGCUAGGGCUAGUGGCUUUGGUAAGAGCUGUUCUCUUCACUCUGCCCCUGCCCCUGCUCCUAAGCAGGCAGCCAUUCUGUGCCAACCGCAUUAUCCCCCACACGUACUGUGAGCACAUGGCUGUGGCAAAGAUGUCGUGUGGGGACAUCGCAGUCAACAGGAUGUAUGGCUUGGUGAUGGCAUUAGUCACCUGGUCAGACCUGACGCUCAUUGCCCUCUCCUAUGGUCUGAUCAUCAGGGCUGUCCUCAGAAUCUCCUCCAAGAAAGCCCACCAGAAAGCCCUCAACACCUGCACAGCCCACAUCUGUGUGAUGUUGACGUCUUAUCCUCUCUUCCUCUUCUCCACUCUGGCACACCGGUUCGGUCAAGGCAUCACUCCCCAUGUUCACAUCAUCUUCGCAAACCUCUUCUUCCUCAUCCCCCCCAUGCUCAACCCUAUCAUUUAUGGGGUCAAAUCCAAAGAGCUUUGUGACAAAGUGGUCAAAUACACUUGAAGAAUGUGAUCUCCUGGGGCCACUGAC
This is a messenger RNA of Caretta caretta (loggerhead turtle), 1006 nucleotides long. RefSeq names its product olfactory receptor 52N4-like. Gene Ontology annotation, biological process: G protein-coupled receptor signaling pathway. The record is from RefSeq and is a predicted model, not a curated record. Gene Ontology annotation, molecular function: G protein-coupled receptor activity; olfactory receptor activity. NCBI's taxonomy places the organism in Eukaryota, Metazoa, Chordata, Testudines, Cheloniidae. Gene Ontology annotation, cellular component: plasma membrane.